Daphnia pulicaria is the source of this 1841-nucleotide messenger RNA. RefSeq names its product CWF19-like protein 1. Gene Ontology annotation, biological process: mRNA splicing, via spliceosome. Gene Ontology annotation, molecular function: hydrolase activity; RNA lariat debranching enzyme activator activity. Lineage: Eukaryota; Metazoa; Arthropoda; Branchiopoda; Diplostraca; Daphniidae. The record is from RefSeq and is a predicted model, not a curated record. Bases 97 to 1683 code for a protein of 528 amino acids. The transcript has 12 exons. Gene Ontology annotation, cellular component: post-mRNA release spliceosomal complex.
GUGCUUUAUUUUUUUAUAUUCUUUAAGUCAAAAUGAGUUAAAUUUGAGAUCCGGCAAUGUUGUUUCUAAAACAGUCGUCUGCUCUUGAUAGCAAAAAUGGCUGAAAAUUUGAAAAUUCUUGUAGCAGGUGACGUUGAGGGUCAAUAUGAUGCCCUAUUUAAUCGUGUGCGAACGAUCAACAAAAAAUCUGGGCCGUUCGACAUGUUGCUUUGUGUUGGGGACUUCUUCAGUACUGAACCUGCUGCUGAAGCUCAGCUAGAAUCCUACAAAAUAGCUGAGAAACAAGUUCCUAUUCCAACAUUUAUUUUGGGAUCGUCCAAGCCAGAACAUUCUCGCUAUCUCCCAGAUUUGAAGGGAUGUGAAGUUUGCAACAAUUUGACUUACCUUGGUGAUUAUGGAGUAUUCACUGGAAGUAGUGGUUUGAAAAUGGUAUAUGUCAGUGGCAAGCAAAAGAUGAUGACCAAGCCAAAUGAUGUUGGCUUCACGAUGGAAGCUAUCAAGUCAAUUGAAGUUCAAGUUGGAAAUGGUUCGACAGGAGUAGACAUACUGUUGACAUCACAGUGGCCAAAAGGUGUUGAAAAUUUGGCUCUCCCAUUGGAAGGUGCAAAUAGUGAAAAGUUUGGAUCUGCUUUGCUUUCUCGACUAGCUCAAAGGAUCAAACCUCGAUACCAUUUUGCUGGAUCAGAAGGGAUACACUACGAGCGGUUGCCGUAUAGAAACCACGAAGUAUUGCAAGAAAAGACACUUCACGUUUCUCGUUUUAUUGCAUUGGGCAAAGUUGGCAAUGCAAAUAAACUCAAAUGGAUCUAUGCAUUCAACAUUGCCCCAAUGGCGAAAAUGCCAGCGCUAAAACUUAAUGAACAACCAGCCAAUACAACUCCUUGCCCAUACGCUGUCACGCAGGAAGAAGAUGAAACGGAAGCUAGAAAGGAAGCAUUAGGGAAUCAAUAUUUCUACGAUGUCAGUGCCGAUGUCAUGUCUGGAAACACGCGGGGUAACAAGCGCAGACAGAACAAUCAGGGAAGACCACCGCGACCACCUCCCAAGCCUAUGGGCCCUUGUUGGUUUUGCCUCUCCAGUCCUGAAGUUGAAAAACAUUUGGUCAUUAGUGUGGGCGAACAUUGUUACGUGGCGAUGCCCAAGGGUCCGUUAGUACCUGAACACGUCUUGAUUUUACCGAUUGGGCAUUAUCAAAGCAUAAUUGAAUUACCGGAAGAAGUCCUGGAAGAAGUUGACAAAUUUAAAGUAGCAAUCACGAAAGCGCUAAAGACAAAAGGUAAGAGCGUCGUAUUUUUCGAGCGGAGCUUCAAAUCGCCUCACCUGCAGAUCCAGUGCGUUGCCAUUCCGAGUGAAAAGGAAGAUCUCGUCAAAGAAGUUUUCGUUGAAAUGGCCGCUAUGCAAUCCAUCAACUUGGAUGAGCUUCCGCCGCACGCCGAACUUCGCCAAGCUGUCCCCUCCGGCAAACCAUACUUUUUCCUGGAGCUACCGAAGAAGGAGCGCUUCGUAUCUCACAUACAAGGGCGCUUCCCUUUGCAGUUUGGUCGGGAGGUGCUGGCCAAUCAAGAUUUACUCAACUGCAUGGAUAGAGUCGACUGGAAAAACUGUCCGUCUUCAAAGGACCAAGAGGUUAAAGAAACAGCCCGUUUUCGGCAAAUAUUUCAACCAUUCGAUUUUACUUUGUAAUCCCUACACUUUUACACGUCAAUGACAGCAACAAAAAUCGCAAAAAAAUUUCGAACGCGCAUUUUUCUCUUUGGUUCAAUUCUCAAAUGAACGCAAGAUUUUUUGAGAAGUGAAAAACAUCUCUAAAAAAACAAUACACUUUCUUUCACGAAAUGCUA